Messenger RNA from Nicotiana tabacum (common tobacco), 2589 nucleotides. RefSeq lists its product as uncharacterized. The record is from RefSeq and is a predicted model, not a curated record. Gene Ontology annotation, biological process: protein phosphorylation. Gene Ontology annotation, molecular function: receptor serine/threonine kinase binding; protein kinase activity; ATP binding. Lineage: Eukaryota; Viridiplantae; Streptophyta; Magnoliopsida; Solanales; Solanaceae.
UACCUAGAGAGAUUGGGAAUCUUCACAAAUUGGAGUUACUUUACUUGCAAUUCAAUAAAUUAAGUGGUUCCUUACCGGAAGAGCUCUUCAAUAUUUCUACGCUAAGAGGGAUGGCACUUUCCUACAAUAACUUGUCAGGUAGUCUUCCAUCUGCUUUAGGCUACUGGCCAACGACUCUACAGUAUUUGCAUCUUGGUGAAAACAACAUUGGUGGAGUUAUACCCAACUCAUUGUUCAAUUCUUCAAAUCUAAAGGAAUUAAUACUUGAUGAUAACAGAUUCAGCGGCGGAAUUCCUAACUCGUUAGGGGAUUUGAGACAGCUUGAACGUUUGCGCUUGUUCCGUAAUAACUUAACAUUUCCACAACUAAGUAUCUUUGCUUCCUUGGCAAACUGCAGAUCUUUGAGAGAGAUAGAUUUGUCGGAUAAUCCUCUUAAUGGUGUUCUUUCAGAUUCCAUUGGCAAUCUCUCCACUUCUCUUGAACUAUUUGAUUUACGUCAUUCUGAAAUUAGUGGCCAGUUACCAUUAGGAAUUGGGAAUUUAAGUAACUUAACCGAUUUGUACCUAUUCGACAAUGACUUGACUGGAUCAGUGCCAAGCACAUUCUGUGAUUUACACAAUCUUCAAAGGUUAUAUCUUCACCAGAAUAGAUUAAUUGGACCCUUGCCAGAAUGCCUCUGCAAUUUGCCGGUGUUGGGCAUGGUAUCUUUGUCAUAUAAUCAAAUUUCGGGUCCGAUACCGUAUUGCAUUGGUAACGUUACCUCUUUGAGAAAUAUUUAUCUAAAUUCAAAUAGGCUCACUAAGAUACCUAUGAGUUUAUGGAGCCUCAAAGAUCUUGUGGAGCUUGACUUGUCGAAUAAUUCUUUGGUUGGUUCUUUACCUCCAGAUUUUGGAAAUUUGAAUGCCAUAACAUUCUUAGAUUUGUCAAGGAAUCACCUUUCAGGAAGUUUUCCGAGCACAGUGGGGGACUUGCAGAAGCUACUUUAUCUUUCUGUGGCUUAUAAUGAGUUACAAGGAUUUAUUCCUGAGUCACUUGGAAAAAUGUUAAGUUUGGAAUCGGUGAAUCUAUCCAGUAACUAUCUUUCAGGUAUGAUUCCAAAAUCAUUAGAGGCACUUCAAUAUCUAAAGCAUUUCAAUGUAUCACUCAAUAGAUUAGAAGGUGAAAUCCCAAGUAAAGGACCAUUUGUCAAUUUCACCUCUCAAUCUUUUAUGGGAAAUGAAAAGUUAUGUGGUGGUUUCCUUUUCUUACCUUGUAAGGAUAGGUCCCUUCAUCAAUCGCGGAGAAACAAAGUUCUUCUGAUUGUACUUAUCCCAUUGGCAGUUUCGUUGAUGGGAUUAGGUUCAAUUAUUCUGUUCAUGGUAAAGAGACGUGGGAACAGAAAUGUUCCAACUCAAGUCGAAUCUUUACCUGCAACAACAACACCAACCAGGAUUUCAUAUAUUGAAAUUGAAAGGGCAACUCAAGGGUUCGACCAAUGCAACUUGCUAGGCCGUGGAGGUUUUGGCUCUGUUUACAAGGGCAUGUUUUCAAAUGGGAUGGUUUUGGCCAUCAAAGUGUUUACCUUACAAUCUGAAGUUGCAUUCAAGAGUUUUGAUCUUGAAUGUGGAGUUUUGCGCAACCUUCGCCAUAGAAAUCUUACCAAAGUUAUCAGCAGUUGUUCCAACAUGGAAUUUAGAGCAUUACUACUAGAGUACAUGCCCAAUGGCAGCCUGGGGAAAUGGUUACAUUCUGAUGAUUACUUCUUGGACAUAAUCCAAAGAUUAGACAUAAUGAUUGAUGUGGCAUCUGCUUUGGAAUAUCUCCACCAUGGUUGCCCAACAGUUGUUGUACAUUGCGACUUGAAGCCUAGUAAUGUCUUGCUAGACAAAAGUUUAGUUGGACAUGUGAGUGAUUUUGGCCUGGCAAAAUUAUUAGGUGAAGGGGAAUCUACUGUUCAUACUGAAACACUUGCUACAAUGGGUUACAUUGCACCAGAGUAUGGAUCAGCAGGGUUAGUUUCUACAAGCUGUGAUGUGUAUAGCUAUGGCAUUAUGCUUAUGGAAACUUUCACAAGAAAAAAUCCAUACGAUGAAAUGUUUCAAGAAAACUUGAGCAUGAGGAGUUGGGUAUGUAAUUCACUACCUGUAGCGCCAGAGGAUAUUAUUGAUGUCAGUUUAUUGGAAUCUGAAAAGAUUGGUUUUAAGAAACAGUUGCAUCGUGUUUCUGCUAUAUUGGAGUUGGCAUUGAAUUGUACAGCGGAAUUACCUAAUGAGAGGUUGAACAUGAAAGAUGUCCUGGCAAAUAUCAAGAAGAUCAAACUUGAACUUCUUCGCGAAUGUGAUGAUGCUCCAAACAUGCCAUUCUUGCUCAACCCAAAGCAAAACAGAAGAGGAUAAUGGGAAUAAGUUGGAUUGAUUCAGUUCUCUAUUAUAUGGAGAGCCUCAUAUUUAUUAAGGGCUUCGAGUUUGCAAAAGCCUAUCAAUAAAAGGAGGAAAGAAAUAUCAACUCUGUGGAAGAAAUGACAAAACAUAGCUCACCAACGUAUAGCUGAACCAGGGGCGUAGCAUGGGGGGCGCAAGGGGUUCAUUGGAAAUCUCUUCGCUAAAAUAU